AUGGCCGCGGUGGCGGGGCCGGCGGUCACCGCGGGGGUGGCGGCCAUCGCCGCGCUGUGGGUGACAGCCGUGGGGGCAGCCACGGGGCGCUGGUGCGAGCGGACGGUGCUGGUGACGGAGCAGGAGGAGGUGACGCCGCGGCGCGAGGCCGCGGUGCCGUGUCCCAGUUUGUACCAGUACAGCCUGGCCGGGUGGCGGCUGGACCGGGACCGCACGCGCCGGGAACGCGGGAAUUCCCCCGGGGACACCGGCACCGACCCCGCCCUCUGCUACAUCUACCGCCCUCCGGAGAUGCAGCCGGUGGCCCGGAACCGCACGGAGCGUGGCUGCUGUCCCGGCUGGAGCGGCGCCCGCUGCACUGAGGGCCCCGGCUCCCUGGGCCGCUGUUUCAGCGCGUGGCAGUGCCAGGACAGCGCCGGCCACAACAGCAGCGCCAUGAGCCGCGCCGAGUGCUGCCAGCACCCCUGGGGACACAGCUGGCGCCGCGGGGACACCGGGGGGCCCUGCCUGCCCUGCACCCGCCUGCCCCUGGGCGGGGACGGGGGCUCCCCGCGCCACCGCAGCCCCCCGGCCGCCUGCCAGGCCUGGGCCGGGUCGCGCUUCCGCACCUUUGACGGGCGGCACUUCGGCCUCGCCGGGAGCUGCCGGUACAGCCUGGCCACCGCCACCGACGGCACCUGGGACGUCACCAUCGGCCUGGGACACCCCCGGGAGCUGCACAUGACCUUUGGGCCAGACACGGUGGUGGCCCAGGGACGGAACGUGUCGGUGAACGGGGCUGCAGUGCCACAGGGACGCCCCUACCUGCACAAAGGGCUCGGUGUCACCUGGCCGGGUGACUGGGUGGCCGUGGCCAGCAGCCUGGGUGUGCGGGUGGCCUGGGACGGGCACCUGGCAGUGACAGUGACAGCGGAGCCCGAGCUGCGUGGCGGCACCUGGGGGCUCUGUGGCACCUACACCGAUGACCCCGCAGACGACUUCAUGCUCCCUGACGGGGACAUCGCUGCCAUCGCCGCCGCCUUUGGCAACGCCUGGAAGGUGCCGGUGGCCGGCACAGAGCCCCCGUGCAGGGACGUGCCGGAGGGGGGCACCAGGUGCGGCCCAGGUGAGGUGGCAGCGGCGGUGGCCACGUGCGGGCGGCUGCUGGCCCAGCCCUUCCGGCAGUGCCACGGCGAGCCCCCGCCCCCCGCCGCCUGUGACACCUUCGCCGCCUACGCCCGGGAGUGCUCCCGCCGCCAGGUCGAUGUCCCCUGGCGCCAUCCCGGCUUCUGCGAGCGCCGCUGCGACGCGGGGCAGCGCUUCUCCGACUGCGUGUCCCUGUGCCCGGCCACCUGUGUCACCGCGGGCAGCGCCGAGCCGGGCACCUGCCACCGCCACUGCCACGGCGGCUGCGAGUGCGGCCCGGGGCUGGCCCGCGACGGGCCGAGCUGUGUCCCCCCGGCCGCCUGCCCCUGCCACCACCGGCGACAGCGCUACGAGCCCGGCCAGAGCAUCCGCCAGCGCUGCAACCGCUGCACGUGCGAGGGUGGCCGCUGGCGCUGUGACCAGCAGCGGUGCCCGGCCGAGUGCGCGGUGCUGGGGGGACGUCACUUUGUCACCUUCGACCGCCGCCGCUUCUCCCUGCCGGCCACCUGCGCCCGCACCCUGGUGGAGGACUUCGUGGCGGGGCGGCUGCUGAUCACAGCCGAGCACGAGCCGUGUGACAGCCACCAGCCCCGGGGCUGUCCCCGCAGCCUCACCGUCACCACCAGCCGCACCACGGCGCGGCUCCACGGCACAGGGGAGGUGACAGUGGCCGGGCGGGAGGUGACGCUGCCCUUCUCCGGUGCCGAGAUAAGCAUCCGCCGCGCGUCCUCGGCCUUCCUGCACCUGCAGCUGCCCGACGGGCACCUGCUCUGGGGCCUGGGGACCCCCGACACCUUCGUCACCCUCCAGCCCGCCAUGGCCGGCACGGUGCGGGGGCUCUGCGGGACCUUCAACGGGGACCAGCGCGACGAGUUCACGACGCCGGAGGGGGACGUGGAGCCGGGAGUCGCCGCCUUCGCCAACGCCUUCCGGGCGGCCGGGGCCUGCCCGGCGCUGGGCCCCGGCAUUCCCGAUCCCUGCGACGGCUUCCCCGGGAGCCGGGAGCGCGCCGAGGCCGCCUGCGCCGUGCUCAUGGGGCCGGCCUUCCAGCCGUGUCACCGCGCGGUGGACCCGGAGCCGUUCCUGGAGCUGUGCCGCUGGGACGUGUGCUCCUGCCGGGAGCGGGAGCGGGAGCGGUGCCUGUGCCCCGCGCUGGGCGCCUACGGCCGGGAAUGCGCCCGGGAGGGGACGGAGCUGGAGUGGAGGAACCGGAGCCUCUGCGAUGAGCCGUGUCCCGGGGGCCAGCAGUACCGGGACUGCGGGGGUCCCUGCGGCCGUUCCUGCUCAGAGCCCCCCGGAGGCAGUGACUGUCCCCCUCCGGACACCCUCUGUGUCCCCGGCUGUCGCUGCCCCCCGGGGCUGCUGCUGGCCCAGGGGGGGCAGUGUGUCCCCCCUGCCGCCUGCCCCUGUCCCCGCGGUGCCCGCCUGUACCCGCCCGGUGCCCGCAUCCGCCGCGGCUGCCAGGCCUGUGUGUGCGCAGGGGGGUCGUGGCGCUGCGCCCCCGCCCCGUGUCCCCCCGCCCCGCGCUGUCCCCCGGGGCUGCUGCACUCGCCGGGCUCCUGCCUGCGCCGCUGCGACCCCGCCGAGCCCUCCGGCACCUGCGGCGGCCCCGCCGACGGCUGCGUGUGCCCCCCCGGCACCCUGUUCCUGGGCGGGCGCUGCGUGUCACCGGACGAGUGUCCCUGUCACCACGGCGGGCAGCUGUACCCGCCCAACGCCACCAUCGCCCGCGACUGCAACACCUGCGUGUGCCAGGGACAGCGGUGGCACUGCGGGCGCGAGGAGUGCGCGGGGACCUGCGUGGCCACCGGGGACCCGCACUAUGUCACCUUCGAUGGCCGCGCCUUCACCUUCGCGGGCGACUGCGAGUACCUGCUGGCGCGCGAGGCCACCGGGCUCUUCGCUGUCACCGCCGAGAAUGUCCCCUGCGGGGCCAGCGGAGUCACCUGCACCAAGUCCGUGGUGGUGGCCAUGGGGAACACUGUGGUGCACAUGCUGCGGGGGCGAGAGGUGACAGUGAACGGGGUGGCCGUGCGACCCCCCAAGGUGUUCGGGGGGUCGGGGCUGGCGCUGCAGCGCGCGGGGCUCUUCCUGCUGCUCCUCACGCGCCUGGGGCUGGCCGUGCUGUGGGACGGAGGGACCCGCGUGUACGUGCGCGUGUCCCCGCGGCUGCGCGGCCGCCUGGCCGGGCUCUGCGGCAACUUCGACGGCGACGCCGAGAACGAUUUCGGGAGCCGGGACGGGGCCCUCGAGGCCACCCCCGAGAUCUUCGGGGACUCCUGGCGCCUCAGCCCGCUCUGCCCCGAGGCCGAUGGCCACCGGCCACACCCCUGCGAGGACAGCCCCCAGCGCUCGGCCUGGGCGCAGGCUCGCUGCGGGGUCCUGCGGCACCAGCUCUUCGCGCCCUGCCACGAGCUGGUGCCCCCGCAGCGCUUCUACGAGUGGUGCCUGUUCGACGCCUGCGGGUGUGACAGCGGCGGGGACUGCGAGUGCCUGUGCACGGCCCUCGCCGCCUACGCCGAGGAGUGCGGCCGGCGGGGGAGAGCCCUGCGCUGGCGGAGCCAGGGGCUGUGCCCCCUGCAGUGCGAGGGGGGGCAGGAGUACAGCCCCUGCGGCCCCCCCUGCCCCCCCACCUGCCGCGACCUCGGCCGGGACCCCCCCGAGCUCUGCGGGGCCCUGGGGUGCCUCGAGGGCUGUUUCUGCCCCCCCGGGCGGGUCCUGCACGACGGGCUGUGCGUGGAGCCCCCCGCAUGCCCCUGCUUCUGGGACGGCUUCGCCUUCCCGGCCGGAGCCACCGUGACCCAGGGCUGCAGCAACUGCACGUGCCUGGCGGGGCGCUGGCAGUGCCCCCCGAGCCCGUCCCCGUGCCCCGCCGCCCCCGGCUGCGCCCCGUGGGAGUUCCGCUGCCGGGGCGGGGGUCUCUGCGUGCCCGGGGCGUGGCUCUGCGACAACGAGGACGACUGCGGCGACGGCUCGGACGAGCUGUGCGACCCCCCCUGCGCCCCCGAGCAGCCCCGCUGCCCCGGCGGGCGCUGCCUGCCCUGGGGGGCCCGGUGCGACGGCGUCACCCACUGCCCCGACGGCUGGGACGAGACGGGGUGUCCCCCCCGGGCCUGCGCGCCCCCCGAGUUCGCCUGUGCCGGGGGUCGCUGCCUCCCCCCCGCGCGGGUCUGCGACGGGCGGCUCGAUUGUCCCCCCGGGGACGACUCGGACGAGGCGGGCUGCGCCCCCCGGUGCGGGCCGGGGCAGUUCAGGUGCGGGGGGGGCCGCUGUGUCCCCUACCCCCAUCGCUGCGACGGCCGCGACGACUGCGGGGACGGGAGCGACGAGAGCGGCUGCUCCUGCCCCGAGGGACACCUGCCGUGCCCCGGGGGGGGCUGCCAGCCCCCCGCCGCCAUCUGCGACGGCCGCCGCCACUGCGCCGACGGUGCCGACGAGGCCAACUGCCCCGCGCGGGCCACCUGCGCCCCCGGGACUGUCCCCUGCCCCGACGGCUCCUGCGUGCCGGAGGUCGCCGUGUGCGACGGCGCUCGCGACUGUCGCGACGGCUGGGACGAGAGUCCGGCGGGGUGCGCGGUGGCGCUGCCCCCCGCGCCGCUGUCACCUGUCACCGCUGUCACCGCCACUGUCACCGCUGUCACCGCCACUGUCACCGACGUUGUCACCGCUGUCACCGCCGACGCUGUCACCACUGUCACCGCCGACACUGUCAUCGCGGUCACCAGCGCCAUCGGCACUGUUGCCAGCACUGUCACUGUCAGUGACACUGGCGCUAUCGCCGACGCCGUCUCCGACACCGCUACUGUCACCGCCGCUGUCACGGCCGCUGUCCCCGGCCCCGCCACCGCCUCGGCAGCGCCCUGUCCGCCCCGCUCCCUGCGCUGCGACAGCGGCGGGUGCGUCCCGCGGGGGUGGCGCUGCGAUGGCGACAGCGACUGUCCCGAUGGCAGCGACGAGGGAGGCUGCGGCCCCCCGUGCGCCCCCGGCCACCUGCCCUGCGACCCCCCCUGCGACCCCGGACGCGGCCCCUGCGCCCUCGCCUGCGUGCCCCCUCGCCGCCUCUGCGACGGCGUCCCCGACUGUCGCGACAGCGCCGAUGAGAGCCCCCGGCUCUGCGAGCCCCCCAGCCCCGGGAGCAGCCCGCGGGGUCCCUGUGCAGAGUUCGACUGCGGGGACGGGGAAUGUGUCACCUUCCAGCAGGUGUGUGACGGGCUGCGGGACUGCGCCUCGGCUGGGGACGAGCGGGGCUGCGGCCUCUGGGGGUCCUGGGGGCCCUGGGGGUCCUGCAGCCGCCCCUGCGGGCCCGGGGGGCAGCGCCGCGCCCGCGGAUGUCACCAGCGUCACCCGGGGCUGCUGCGGGGCUGCCGGGGGCUCCGCGAGCAGGAGAGACCCUGCUUCCACCGGGCCUGCCCGGUGGACGGCGCGUGGGGCCCGUGGGGGCCCUGGUCCGAGUGCCCGGGGGGCUGCGGGGGGGUCCGGCUGCGCACCAGGGGGUGCCAGCCCCCCCAGAACGGCGGCCGCGCCUGCGAGGAGCUGCGCGGGGGGAGCCCCGGAGCCCUGGAGAUGGCCCCCUGUGCCCCGGGGGGGUGCCCCAACGCCUCGGAGUGCGCGGAGGGGCUGCGCCCCCUCCCCUGCGCCCCCUGCCCGGCCUCCUGCGCCGACCUGGCGGCCGCCGUCACCUGCCCGCGGCCCCCGCCCUGCCGCCCAGGGUGCUGGUGCCCGGCGGGGCAGGUGCUGGACGCCCCCGAGGCCGGCGCGGGGCCCGCGGGGUGCGUGCGGCCGCGGGAGUGCCCGUGCCGGGCCGGGGGGCGCCGCUACCCCCCGGGCGCCCCGGUGCCCCUCGGUUGUCGCCUGUGCACCUGCCUCGAGGGGCAGCUGCGACACUGCCGCCCCCACCCCGGCUGCUCAGUGGACUGCGGGUGGUCGUCGUGGUCUCCGUGGGGGGCGUGCGCGGGUGGCUGCGGGACCCCCGGCGUGCAGUGGUCCUUCCGCAGCCCCUCGAACCCGGCCCGGCGCGGGGGCGGCCGGCACUGCCGCGGCAUCUACCGCAAGGCCCGACGGUGCCGCACGGCGCCGUGCCCGCGGUGUCAGGAGCGGGGCCGCUGGCGCGUCCCCGGCGAGCGCUGGCCGGGGGGCCCCUGCCAGGUGUGCCAGUGCCUGCCAGCCGGGGCCGUGCGCUGUGUCCCCUACUGUCCCCUCCGCGGCUGUCCCCAGGGCCAGGCGCUGCGGGAAGGUGACGGCGGCUCCUGCUGCACCUGCGGCCCCGCGGGUGACAACGCCACGGCCACCACGCCCUGGAUGAUGACAGCGCUGUCGCCCCCCGGCAGCCCCGGGUACGAGAGGGGCACGGUGGAGGGCCGGGAUCUGGGGGUCCCCAAAGCGGGGGGGCACUGGGGGCUUCCCCUGCUGCCCCCGCUCCCUCACCGUGCCCCCUCCAGCCCCACGGCCUGGCCCGAAGGGCCCAGAAGCGCCGAGACCCCCCCGGAGCCCCCCAGCGCUCCCGGGGGCACCCCCAGAACCGCGACCCCGCCCGAGGACACCCCGAGUCCCCCCGGAGGCUCCGCGACCCCCCACGAGCCGGAGUUGUCCUCACUGGCUCCCACGGGGGUCCCCGCGACCCCUCCAGGCUGCGCCCCCCCGCCUUGGGGGGGGUGGGGGUCCUGCAGCCGCUCCUGCGGGGUGGGGGUCGCUCUGCGGCGCCGGAGGGAGACCCCGCCCGAGGGGGGCUGCGCCCAGCCCCCCGACACCGACACCCGCGUGUGCUUCCUGCGAGCCUGCCCAGUUGCGGGCGGGUGGGCGCCCUGGGGGUCCUGGAGCUCCUGUGAUGCCCCGUGCGGGGGGGGAGAGCAGACCCGCCGCCGCAGCUGCAGCGACCCCCCCCCAAAAAACGGGGGGCAGCCGUGCGAGGGAGGGGCGCUGCAGAGCCGGCCCUGCAACCUGCGGCCCUGCGGGGACCCCCCAGCCUGCCCCCCCCAGACGCUGCUGGUCCCCCCGGGGGGGUGCGAGGGUCUGGGGGUCCCCCCCUGCCCCCCCACCUGCGCGGACCUGAGUGGGAACAGCUCGUGCCCAGGGGGCUGCGAGGAAGGCUGCCGGUGCCGGCCCGGUCUGGUGCUGCAGGGGAGCGGCUGCAUCGAGCCCAGCGCCUGCGGGGUCCCUGCGGGGGUGAUGGGGGUCCCCGGGAAUCGGGGCUCCCCUGAAUCCUGCGGGUGGUCGCGCUGGACCCCCUGGACCCUCUGUGACUGCGGCACCGGGACUCGGCAGCGCUUCAGGUCUCCCACGAACCCCGCGGCCUCGCUGGGCGGUGCCCCCUGCACCGGGACCCCCCGAGAGAUCCGGGGCUGUCCCGAGCUCUGCGGACCCGAGCCCGGGAGCGCGGGGCCGCCUGGGGCCACCGGGGCGCCCUGGCCGCCGGGGGGCACAGAGACCCCAGAGUCCCCAGAGUCCCCAGGGUCCCCAGAGUCCCCAGGGUCGCUGGAGCCGGCGUGGGGCACGGAGCCGCUCUGGGUCCCGGAGUCCCCGGAGCCCCCGGAGUCCCCGGACGCCGCGCUCGGCCGGUGGUCGCCGUGGAGUACAGAACCCUCGGGGGUGGCGGUGUCGCCGUGGAGCACAGAGCCCCCGGGGGUGGCGGUGUCGCCGUGGAGCACAGAGCCCCCGGGGGUGGCGGUGUCGCCGCGGAGCGCAGAGCCCGCCCGGGCCCCCGAGCCGCCGGUGCCCGCCCGUGGCCGGUGGUCGCCGUGGGGGCCCUGGGGCGGCUGCAGCGCCCCGUGCGGGGGGGGCGAGCGCUGGCGCCGCCGGGGCUGCGGGACCCCCCCGUGCCCGGGGCCGGCCCUGCAGAGCCAGAGCUGCCACAGCCACGUGUGUCGCGAGGCCGGGUGCCCCCCGGGCCGGACCUUCCGUGAGUGCGGGGGGGGCUCCGGGUGUCCCCGGAGCUGCGCCCACCUCGGGGGGGCCGUGGGGUGCGCGGCGGGGUGCCAGGAGGGCUGUCACUGCCCCCCCGGGACCUUCCUGCACCGCCGCACCUGCCUGCAGCCCCAGCAGUGCCCCUGCUCGGUGCCGGCCGCGCUGCUGCGGGGGGGCACGCCCGGGACCCCCACCGGGAUCCCUCCCGGGACCACCCCCGGCCCGGAGCCCUCCGGUACCCCCGCUGGGGACCCCCCGGUCGUGGAGCUGCCGCCGGGCGGGACCCUGCGCGUGGGCUGCUCCCGCUGCACGUGCCUGUGGGGCCGCCUGCGCUGCGGCCCCCCCGGGGGCUCCGCCUGCAACGGGACCGCGACAGCGAGCUGCCCGAGCCCCCCCUGCGCCGCGGAGCCCGGCCCCACAGCGGAUCUUGGCCCCAUAUCGGAUCUCGGCCCCACAGCGGAUCUUGGCCCCAUAUCGGAUCUCAGCCCCACAGCGGAUCUCAGCCCCAGAGCAGAUCUCAGCCCCACAGCGGAUCUCAGCCCCACAGCGGAUCUCAGCUCUACACCGGAUCUCAGCCCCAUAUCGGAUCUCAGUCCCACAGCGGAUCUCGGCCCCACAGCGGAUCUCGGCCCUACACCAGAUCUCAGCCCUACACCAGAUCUCAGCCCCACAGCCCCAGGGGACGAGGAGGAGGCCGGGGGGUCCCGGGCGGUGCCGGUGGUCCCGUGGGGGUCCUGGGGGCCGUGGGGGCCCUGCAGCCACAGCUGCACCCGCCCCGAGAGCCCCGCGAGCCGGAGCCGCCGCCGGGACUGCGCGGGGGAGAACUGCGGGGCGGGGGGCAGCACCGAGCGACGGCCCUGCAACCUGCCCCACUGCCAGGCUCCCCCCUGCGUGACGCCCCCCUGCCCGUGCCAGUGGAGCCCCUGGGGGCCCUGGGGGUCCUGCUCGCGGCCCUGCGGGGGGGGGCAGCAGCGGCGGCUCCGGGCCUUCGCCCCCCCCGGCCCCGGGGAGCCCUGGUGCCCCCAAAUCCUGGGGGGCCACGAGCAGCGCCGGCCGUGCGGGGUGACGGCGUGUCGGGUGAACGGCGCCUGGUCCCCGUGGGGUCCCUGGUCGCGCUGUGACGUCACGUGCGGGGGGGGCCGCUCCGUGCGCAGCCGCUCCUGCUCCCGCCCCCCCCCCAAAAACGGGGGCAGCCCCUGCCCCGGGGGGGCGCACGAGCUGCGGGUCUGCAACCCCCGGCCCUGCGGCCCGCGGUGCCCCCCCGGGCAGACCGUGUCCCCCUGUGCCAGCCGGUGCCCGCGGAGCUGCCGGGACCUGCAGGAGGGGGUGUCCUGCGAGGGGGGCGCCCCCUGCGAGCCCGGCUGCCGCUGCCCUCCCGGGACCCUGGAGCAGGACGGGGGCUGUGUCCCCCCCGCGCUGUGCGAGUGCCUGGACGCGGGGGGACACCUCUGGGUGCCGGGGGGGGGCGGCCACGCCCGGGGCUGCCGCAACUGCACCUGCGCGGGGGGGCGGCUGCGCUGCGUCCCGGGGGGGUGUCCGCCCCCCACCGCCACCCCCGGGACCCCCCCCGGGACCCCCCCCUGCGCCUGGAGCCGCUGGAGCCAGUGGGGACCCUGCAGCGUCACCUGCGGGGGGGGGCGGCAGGAGCGGUACAGGACUCCCAUCCCCCCCGAGGGCGGGGGGGGACCCUGCGGGGCCCCCCAGGAGCAGGCUCGGGGCUGCGAGGAGUCGCCGUGCCCCCCCCUGUGCCCCUGGGCGGGGGGCGAGCGGGCCCUGGGCGAGCGCUGGAGCCCCGGCCCGUGCCGGCAGUGCACCUGCACCCCCGAGGGACCCGAGUGCUGGGACACGCCGUGUGCGGCCGAGCCGUGUGACUGGAGCCCCUGGGGGCCCUGGGGACCCUGCGGAGACCCCUGCGUGGGGGGGUCCCGCCUGCGCCACCGGCACCCGCUGAACCCCGAGCCCCCUGGGCGGGCGUGUGCGGGGGUCCGCACCCAGAGCGAGAGCUGCCCCUCCAGCGCCUGCCCCGGUAACCCCCGGGCUGCCGCCCCGGGCGCCCCCUCCCUCCCCUGCGCCGGGCGGUGCCCCCGGAGCUGCGCGGACACCUGGGCGCCGGUGCUGUGUCUGCAGGGACCGUGCGAGCCAGGGUGCCGGUGCCCCCCCGGGCAGCUGCUGCAAGACGGGCACUGCGUCCCCCUGAGCCGCUGCCGCUGCGGGACCCCCGGCGGGGACAGCGGGAGCCGCGAGGUGUCCCCGGGGACCCUGACCCGCAUCGGGUGUCACAACUGCACCUGCGAGAACGGGACCCUGACCUGCCCAGCGCUGCCGUGUCCCUCCCCGGAGCCCGCCACUGCCGCCAUCCCCAUGUCGCCCAGGUCCUCCGUGUCCCCCCGGUCCCCCUCGCCCCCUCUCUCCGCCCUGUUCCCCGUCUCUCCCGAGCCCUCCCUGUCCCCCGCCGUGUCCCCCUGGUCCCCCUGGUCCCGCUGCUCCCGCAGCUGCGGCGGCGGCACCCGGAGGCGGCAGCGGCAGUGCCGGGAGGGCCCCGAGGCGGGGUCGCCGUGCGGGGAGAGCCCCGGGGAGGAGACGGCGGCGUGUAACCCCCAGGCGUGCCCCGGUGAGAGCGGGACACCGGGGACACGGGAGGCACAGCGGGGGAGCGGGGAAAAGGAGGGAUGGAGGGAACGGGGAAGGAACGGGGAAGGGAGCGGGGGGAGAACGGGAGAGGGGAACGGAGGGGUGGGAGAGGGAAGGGGGCGGAGGCUGCCCCCCGGGCGAGGUAUGGCUGGACCCCGGCCCCGCCUGCGAGCGCAGCUGCCAGGACCUGGCGGAGCCCCCCGGGACUUGCGGGGGGACCCCCGCGACCCUCGGAACCUCCGCAUCCCCCGCGACUCCCGCGACUCCGGACAGCUCCAGCACCCCCGGGGUCCCCGCGGCCCCCACGACGCCCGGCACUCCCGCGACCCUCGGGACCCCUUCGGCCCCCCCGCGCUGCGCCUGCGCCCCCGGCCGGCCGACAGCGAGUGGCAGGAGCCGUGCGGGACCUGUCGCUGCUCCGAGGGACGCGUCACCUGCGCCACCUCCUGCCCCGCGCUCACCUGCCCGGAGGGCGCGGAGCCGGUGCGGGAGCCCGGGAGCUGCUGCCCCGUGUGCCGGGACGAGUGGCCAGAGGAGCCCCCCGGGCCGUGCCGGCUCCUCACGGCGCUCCGGACCAUCGCCAAGGGCGCGUGUGUCCUGCGGGGCGUCCGUGUCACCUACUGCGCGGGGGCGUGCCGCUCCCGCACCGCCGUCAGCGCGCAGGAGCCGUACGUGCGGUCGCUGUGCGAGUGCUGCAGUUACCGGCUGGACCCCGCGCGGCCCGUGCGGGCCCUGCUCCUGCCGUGCCCCCGCGGCCGCCCCCGGCCCGCGCUGCUGCCCCGCAUCGCCGAGUGCCGCUGCGAGCCCUGCCGGGGUGCGGGGCCGGGAGCGGGACCGGGAACGGGGGGAGCGGGGGGAACGGGGGGAGCGGGGGGAACCGGGGGAGUCCUGCCGGGCUCGGGGGGUGCGGGGGAUCCUGCGGGGCUCCAGGGGGGACACGCGGCCCCCGCACGGCUCAGAGCGCUGCGGGUGGAGGAGGGGCUGUCCCGGGGGUCCCGGGGGUCCUUGGGUGUCUGGGGGGGCUGCGGGGGGCUCGGGGACAGCCGGACCCUCCUGUCCCGCAGGCGGGGACUUCAGCCGGCGCUGAGGAGACCCCCGGACACCGCCCCUCCUCCCCGUGUCGGCAUCGAGGAGAUCCUUAUCGAUACCAAUAAACGAUCGAUAGUCGAUGGAGCGCAAUAA
Molecule: messenger RNA, 11838 nt
Organism: Haemorhous mexicanus (house finch)
Lineage: Eukaryota; Metazoa; Chordata; Aves; Passeriformes; Fringillidae
Product: SCO-spondin-like
Exons: 64
Coding region: 1-11838 (3945 amino acids)
Cellular component (GO): extracellular region; extracellular matrix
Molecular function (GO): protein binding
Source: RefSeq, a predicted model, not a curated record